CACAGCGGCGGGCCGGAUGGGGGAGAGCGGGGUGCCUGCGGGGGCCCAGCUGCUGCUCCGCGCCUGCGACCAGGGCGACUGCGAGAGCGCCCGCCGCCUCCUGCUCCCGGCUCCAGGCACCCCGGCGGAAGAGGCUGAGAACGAGGCCGGCUCUGCGGCAGCGGCGGGGGCGCCUGCGGGGGGCUUGGUGCCCGUGGAUUGCGCCGACGAGGCCGGCAACACGGGGCUGCAGUUCGCGGCGGCCGGCGGGCACGAGGAGAUGGUGGGCUUCCUCCUGCGGAGGGGCGCCUCGGUGCAGAGCCGCAACCACUGCGGGUGGAGCCCGCUCAUGCAGGCCGCCAGAUUUGGACAUCUAACUGUGGCUCGCAUCUUGCUGGAAAAUGGUGCGGACCUUAAUGCACAGAACAAAUUGGGAGCCAGUGUCCUGACCAUGGCCUCGAGGGGUGGCCACAUCAGUGUGGUGAAAUUGCUGCUGGAAGCUGGUGCAUAUGUUGACAACUAUGACCACUUGAAUACUUGCUUGGACAACAUGAAAGAGGAAUUACCAGCUAUCACCCCUCUCAUGGCCGCUGUCCAGCAUGGACACGAGGCAGUUGUCCAUCUUCUGUUGGAUUGGGGUGCUGAUUGGAAUUACACUUCAAAUACUAUGGGGUGGACUCCACUGAUGUUGGCAGCUGCUACCGGAAGGGUGAGUUUGGCCCAACAACUUAUGAGCAGAGGAGCCAAUCCUGACCAUAUGAAUAUGCUGCAUAAAACACCGUAUGAGAUAUCUGUUGACUUCAGACAUGACGAUAUGAAAGACUAUUUGGCACCUUUAACCACCGUUAGACCCCAAACAGAUAAACAAAAGAGGCAACCUGAUAUCUUCCAUGCUUUGAAAAUGGGGAACUUUCAGCUGGUUAAAGAGAUUACCGACGAAGACCCAGCUCAAGCCAAUGUCCUUAAUGAUGAUGGCGCUUCCCCACUCAUGAUUGCAGCUGUAACUGGGCAGCUGCCCCUUGUACAGCUGCUUGUUUCAAGAAAUGUGGAUAUUGACAAACAAGAUAAUGUCCAUGGUUGGACAGCACUAAUGCAGGCCACUUACCAUGGAAAUAAAGAAGUUGUUAAGUACUUAUUGAAUCAAGGAGCUGAUGUCAAUCUACGUGCUAAAAACGGAUACACAGCUUUUGACCUGAUAAUGCUUCUGAAUGAUCCAGAUGCAGAACUUGUACGGUUGCUCGCUUCGGCCUGCAUGCAAAUAGACAAAGAAAAGAAUAAGCAGAACAACAAAGCAACCACGCCUUCAUCCAGAAAUAAGCAAACAGUAGAUAUCCCAAUGUUGCCUGAUGACAAGGGAGGAUUGAAGUCAUGGUGGAGCAGGAUGUCCAAUAGGUUUCGGAAGCUGAAGUUGACCCAAACUUUGAAUCAUGGGUUUUCCAUAAAUCCAUCUGUGCCUUUCCCAGAAGAGUCUAAAUCGCCAUUUGAUUGUACAAUGAAGGCCACCGACCAAAGUGACAGUUCUUUAAAUCAUGAGGCUACUGCAACUUGGACAACAAACAGCAAAUCUAAUGGUAUAGGAGUCACAAAAGCAGGAAAGGAUGCUGAAUUACUGACAACAGUAUUAAGAAGUGGGGCUCCAUUUACAAGAUUGCCUAAUGACAAACUGAAAGCUGUAAUUCCACCCUUCUUGCCUCCUUCACGUUUUGAGCUGUGGAAUUCCGACAGGAUACAAACAAAUAAAGACGGCAACACCGAGCAAACAAGGCUUGGCCUCCCACACAAAACUAGCAGUGAAAGUGGAAAUUAUGAUAAAGGAUCCUUAACUAGAAAUACCAGGCCCAUUAAGCUGUCAACUUUUGCAAGAAGACCUCCUACACCUUCCAACUCAAGCAAUUUCAACCAUUCCCCUCACUCUUCUGGUGGCUCUAACAGCAUUGCAGGAGUUAACAGGCAUGGUGGAGAAAUGCAUAAUAAAUCAGGAGGAAGUGCCGAUAGUGUUUUGUCUCAAAUUGCAGCACAAAGGAAAAAAGCUGCUGGUAUCCCUGAACAAAAGCCAAACAAACAGCAGAUGCCAGUCGAUCCAGCUCCUUCAUCUCCUCCUCCUGGAGAUGCCAUCAUCAGUGCACACGUCCUGAAGAAGUUGGAAGUCAAGAAGAAGCCUCCGUCUGAGAAUUCCUCAACUUCUAAAAGCACUUCCCCAACUCUCACCCCUUCACCAUCUCCAUCGUUGUCACCCAAGGUUCAAAGCACAGAGUCCUCAGCAUCUUCCUCCCAACGACAAGGGAAAAGUAGUGGGGGCUCAAGCAGCGGCACUUUAACGGAUGAUGAUGAACUCACAGGGAUCCUUAAAAAACUCUCCCUUGAGAAGUAUCAGCCGAUUUUUGAAGAGCAGGAGGUGGAUAUGGAAGCUUUUCUUACUCUUACUGAUGGUGACUUAAAAGAACUUGGAAUUAAAACGGAUGGUUCUAGACAACAAAUUCUGGCAGCUAUUUCUGAAUUGAAUGCAGGAAAGGGCCGAGAGAGAAAGAUUUUGCAAGAGACGAUACACAAUUUCCAUUCAUCCUUUGAAAGCAGCGUUAGCAACACUAGCCCUAGGAAGCCUCAGUCACCAGGGAGCUGGAUAAGACCACAGGAACCGUCUCCUACCAAGAGAUAGUCUUGAACCAAGGGGUCCUACUAUUUUGCUACCAGGAAUACAGAUGAUGGAAUCUAGCUGCCAUGAAGAAGAAAGUCAAGCACACCUUUGUUGCAACUUCUUAGCACAAAACAUGCAGAAAAAGACUCUGUGCCAUAUAUUUUUUUCUGCAAAGUAGACUGAGCUUUAAUUAAAUUUAAAUCAAUUACUCAUUUAAUUAGUUUGAUGGUUUCAGGGCUGUCAAGGAAGAACUGUACCAUGAAAGAGAAAAUGUAUAGGUCAUUUAAUGGAAGAACAGGAACAAGACUCUUGGAAAAAAUCUUGCAAAACCUGAUUGGGCACAGACGUCAAUCUGAAAGUUAGGAAAGAGUUGUCGAAGUAUGUGUAAGGUGUUGGAAUUUUCUUAUAGUAACCACUCAUUUAUAGUAAAUGAGUGGCAUGUUAAAGUAAGUAGGAUAGGCGGGUAACAAAUAAAAUGUAUAUUAUUAUUAUUAUUAUUAUUAUUAUUAUUAUUAUUAUUAAUAAAUGACGAAAGGAAGCCACGUUUAAGGGAGACUGCAGUGGUAUUGUGAGAAGAAUGAAGUAAUGUCUAUUGUUAUGCUACUGUAUCAUGCCCGAGGCAUGUUUUUUAUUAAGUGGCAAAUGCAUUUUAUAUCAUGAAUAUUUAAAUACAUUUCUUUGACUGAUUUGGAA
Anolis sagrei ordinatus is the source of this 3307-nucleotide messenger RNA. RefSeq names its product ankyrin repeat and sterile alpha motif domain containing 6 (gene ANKS6). Lineage: Eukaryota; Metazoa; Chordata; Lepidosauria; Squamata; Anolidae. Gene Ontology annotation, biological process: innate immune response. The record is from RefSeq and is a predicted model, not a curated record. Gene Ontology annotation, molecular function: protein binding. Gene Ontology annotation, cellular component: cytoplasm; nucleus.